ACGGAGAGAAUAUCUGUGAUUUGCAAAGGGAAGAAGACUUUCCUAUUCAAAAUUCAAAGCCGACUUUUUUUUUACCUAAACAGCAAUAAUAUCUUUUUUUCUCUGCUCCAGGGGGAAAUUAAAAAAGUGGAACCUUUUCAUCUCCUGGAGCGAUCAAUUUCUUUUUCAUCAUAUCGCUGACUCUCGUCUUCGUCGUCUUUGAUCGUAUCGAGGAAUUGGGUUUAGUUCGAUUCGAUCAUCAGCUAUCUCAAUUUUUCUGGGGAUUGUUCUAAAGGUUUCUAGUGACUUGUUUAAAGUGGUUGGUAUUGGAUAAUGCCUUCUCUCAUCUCACAGCAAUGGCAGGAGAGGACUAGUGGAUUCUUUUCUUCAUCAGGAACGAAGCUUAGGGAAGCAGGGCAGACUGCUGGUAGUUUUGUCGGGGAAGUUGCUAAGGAUGCGAAAGUGAAUGUUGCAGAUGUUGCAGAAAGAGUUGGGUCGUUGUUUAAAAGCCGGUGGGCAAUUCUUCAGCAGCCUGCAACUAGACAUGCCGUGCAAGAACACCUCAUAACAGCUGCUGCCACAACCGGGACUUUUGUCAGGAAGGGUAUAACUGAGACAAAGGAAAAGGUUUCUGUUGGAAAGAUCAAAGUGGAAGAGGCGGCCAAAAAGACUGCACAAAAGAGCAAGACCAUUUUGACGGAUAUCGAAAGGUGGCAAAAGGGAGUUGCCAGCUCAGAUGUGUUUGGUGUUGCGAUUGAGAUCACUGUCCAGCGGCAGGAGUCAAGCAGGCCUAUUCCUCUGAUACUAGUUAAAUGCGCAGAUUAUCUCAUAUUAACAGGACUUAAUUCACCGAACUUGUUCAAGGCCGAAGGAGAUAGAAAGUUGAUUCAACAAUUGGUUUCUGCUUACAAUCAAGAUCCUAGGGCGUCAAUACCUGAGGGUGUGAAUCCAGUUGAUGUCGCUGCACUCUUGAAAUACUAUCUUGCUAGCCUUCCGACACCACUAACUACUUUUGAGCUUUAUAAUGAAAUCAAAGAUGCACGGUCGAGCAUACACAGAAUGAGACAGUCACUCCAGAAGCUUUCCAAUGUGAAUUAUAAUACAUUGGAGUUCAUAACAGCGCUAUUGCUUCGUGUGAGCCAGAAAUCACUUCUUAACAAAGUGGGAAUAAGUUGUUAUAACACUAAUCUCUGAUUCUAGAUACUUAAGAUGAUCCUUUUUUCAGGAAUCAUAUAAGUUAUCUGAAUAUUGGGAAUCAUUUGUUUGCAUUUUGCAGAUGGAUUCGCAUAGCCUAGCUAUGGAAAUGGCUCCAGUGAUCAUGUGGCGAGAAGACAACAGGCCUGAAUCUUAUCGGGAAUACUGGAGACGCCCGUCAAGGAGUCCUAAGAAAAGUAACGACUUUGAAACUGCUACUCCAUGGGACUUGCUCUCAGAUGAAGGAGAAGGUCCAGAUGCAUCCUCAUCAAUCCCUCUAGAUGAUAUCGCACGAGUUGAUUUUGGAGCGGUCGAGGUUGUCCAGUGCCUAAUUGAACACCACAAUGCGAUUUUCACUGAUGCAGCCGAGACUGUAUGGAGGUGAAACCACCACAGUUAACCAAUAUUGAUCUGGUUACAAGAACAUAUGCAUUUUGAUCUGGAUGAUGAUUGACUAGUGGUUUCAGUAAAUAAGAUGUUGUUUCAUAUUUGGUUCUUCUGUAACAAUUUUUAGACUUUAGAACUCUGAUGAUUAAAAGAUAAGUUUUUCUUAUAAGAAAAUCAAGAAUUCGGAUUGUUUCCCAAUCAUAUAAAGCAACAACCGGAUGUGACCGCAAUUCGU
Molecule: messenger RNA, 1795 nt
Organism: Arabidopsis thaliana (thale cress)
Lineage: Eukaryota; Viridiplantae; Streptophyta; Magnoliopsida; Brassicales; Brassicaceae
Product: small G protein family protein / RhoGAP family protein
Exons: 9
Coding region: 313-1173 (286 amino acids)
Biological process (GO): signal transduction
Source: RefSeq, marked reviewed